Messenger RNA from Lotus japonicus, 342 nucleotides. RefSeq names its product zinc finger protein GIS2-like. Gene Ontology annotation, molecular function: zinc ion binding; nucleic acid binding. The record is from RefSeq and is a predicted model, not a curated record. The transcript has a single exon. Lineage: Eukaryota; Viridiplantae; Streptophyta; Magnoliopsida; Fabales; Fabaceae. The coding region runs from base 1 to 342 and encodes 113 amino acids.
AUGGGGAGAGGGUUUACCCCAGGAUUUCACAAACCUUUGAACACUAUUACUGCUGGAGGUUCGGGAAAUCAGACCGUACCCCAAGAUGUGACUUGCUUCAAGUGUGGAAAGUCGAGGCAUUAUGCUAAUGCUUGCACAUACACAAGGCCCAAGUGUUUCAACUACAACAGACUGGGACACACUGCUAGUCAGUGUAGGACACCCAAGACUGAGCCGUCUGUUCACACUGCUAGAGGAAAACGCUCUGCUGCUAAAGCAAGAGUGUACACCAUGGAUGAUGAGGAAGCUGAAGGAGUUGAUGGUCUAAUAAGAGGAGAUUGCGAGAUUGACGGUAAUCUCUAA